AUGGAGGGCGAUCCAGAGGAGUCAGAUGAGGAUGUUCAGGGGGAGGACCAGCCCACUGUGCUGUGGGAAAAGUGCUUUGAGCAGAGCAUCUUUGUGGACCUCAGUGAGGAUGAAAGUCUGCACUUCAGUGAUCUGGAGAGUUCUUUAGCUUUACAUCUGUCCCAAGCAGAGUCUGCUGCCUCUGAAGCCAGCAUCCAUCUCAGUGGUAAUGCAGAGUUGUCACCCUUAAAUGACACCUCCUCAGAGAGCAGCAGCGUCAGCAGUCAGAGUGUGAGGGUGGAAAAAAGCAAAACCAAGAGCAGCAAGCUGCAUGUGUCUGCCCAAAGACCAAACACCAUGCGAGACCAGGGGUACGAGGAUCCAGGACAAAAUACCAGCGAUGAGGAUCAGGAGGAUCUGCCUUAUGAUGGCGAGCUUGGAAGCCCCUACUUCAACCAGACAGGAAGCUCUGAGGGAAAUAUGAGCUCUGAUGGAAGAUGCACUGUUCAUGCAAGUCCUGAUCUACUUGAGUUGUUGCCAGAGGAUGCCAACACUAAACAAGACAACUUUUUAGAAGCUGCCAAGCCAAGUGAGGUUGCUCCACCGUGCCCUAUUCCUGCAGACAUUAACCAGCUGUUGCUGCGACACUUCUCCCAGGAGGAGCUGCUGCGAUCAGGGAGACUGAUCGAGGCAGAGACCCUGCCGGAGGUGUCCCUGCUGGAGAGUGUGGACGACACGCUCUUCAGCUUGGCUCCAACACACAACAGUGCCGUUAUUCAUAGUAACCCCACAGACAGCUGUGAUGAAAAGAGUAAAACUGCUUCAAAAAAUGCAAGUUUAAAGAAGGAGACAGAAAGGGAAAUUGAUAAUUUUACAUCUGCUGCUGCUGACAAAGAUAAAUCCAGCUCUGCCAGUACAGAUUCAAACCAGUGCAGUGGGGAUAUCAGUGCAGGUGGAGUGAAGCAGCAAGAGGCAGAAGAGGACGAUGAGGUGCAGCGAGUCCCUCUGCUGCGCACCAGAUCCUUCAGCGAGAUGAAGUAUGGCCAAGGUCAGGUUCAUUACCCCCCACCUGACUUCUCAAAGGUUGCCCCAAAAGUAAAAAUCCCAAAAGCUCCAAGUGGACCAGCCAGAUCUGCUCCUCAGUGUCCAAGCACCAUGCACAGAGCCCAGUCUUCCCCAGGGAUGCUAGAUGUGAUCAGCAGGGUUCUGGAGGAUUCAGUCCAGCCGUCAGAGAGGCCAUAUGUUUUUAAAGAGGAUGAUAAACAGACUUCUCCGGCACUGGUGCAUCACCUGCAGGCUGAAUAUGAUAAACUACUCACCAAGUAUGCAGAGGCAGAGAACCUCAUAGACCAAAUGAGGCUGGGAACCAAUACUCAGCCCUCCUCAGAACUGAUGCUUGAUUUAGAGCAUGAUGAUGAUGAUGAUGAUGAUAAUGACGGGGAUGAAGCUGAUCAGGGCGAGUUAAUGGAGGGGAGCCAUCUAGGAUACCCAGCGCCUCACCUUUCACCAUCAGAAAACCUAAGUAAAAAAGGAGAAACAGGUCUCGACAGCACCAUUAAUAAGGAGGCCACCACAGCUUCCUCAAGCCAGCAUCAAGAUGAUCCCAGUGACGGCGAGAAAAUGACCGCUGAGCUAAGAGACAUCAUCAGCCAGUUCAUGCAGAAGGUGGAAGAGUUCAAAUUCAGUGUAGGCACUAUGGCUGUAAGCACAGGAGAACAGCAAAUGAUGCUGAGGAGCAUGAUGGAGGCUCAGGACCAGCUGGAAAGGAGAUACAUGAGCAAGAAGGACGAGCACCGAGCUCUGGAGAUGCAGAACUACAUGGGCCUGUCCAGGAACACUGGCACCUUUGACCCAAACAGACUAGUGGAGGGAGAUAUAUUCAGGAUAGGAAUGCACCUCGAAGACAUAAAGGAGAUGAUAGACAAAAACGUGCGUGAGCAAAUUUCUCCACCUCACUCAUCCUCCACUCCCACGCCUGUAACAACGUCACAGCACGUAAAGUCCAGUCCUGUCUGCAUGAACACGUUUUCAUCUCCACCAUCUCUGCAUGAGGGGCCAAGUGCAGGUUUUUCCACUGCGAGCGAUAAGAUGGAGACGUCUCAGAGAGACGAAGAAAAAGAAGAGGGGGACAGCGAGGUCCAUGUAAAUGCUAGACGAGACCAAAGCAGUGAACUCAUGACUGAUGACCCCAUAAAGAAAAAUGCUGGACCCAAAAACAACCAUUCACGGGUCCCACUGGACUCUCUGGAGGGACCGAGCAUCCACGCAGCUGAGGACGAGGAGGGCGCCGAUGAAGAAGAGGAGAGGAGCUCUGUUUUGUCAGAGGUGAUCGAUCACAGUGACGUCUUAGCAUGCCUGGGCGGAACCAGUUCAUCCUUAAGAGAGAGGCAGCAGGCAGCUGACGGGUCAGUCACCCUGGAUAGUGUCCUGAACCCAAAGGGUGAAUGUGAUCAGGGUGAUAGUGUGAGUCUGCUAGUGGAGGUCUCCUCCUCUUCUGAAGCACCCAAAGACUCGGACAGCCUCUCAGAGCCUCCUCUUAACACCUCAUGUGCGUCACAGAGGAUUGUGAGUCCAGAGACAGACAGCGGAUUUGGAAGCUCUUACUUGAAUCAAUCGGCCUCUGGAUCAUUUCAACCAAAUCUCCUCUCACAAAGCAGACAGUCCCAGAAUGAAGGUUUAAAUAGCUCAGACAGUGACGGCUCCUGCUCCAACCUGCAGACAGCCAUCCAUUCAGCCGCUCUGCCUGGCUGCCAGUGGGCUGGAACCUACUCUUCUGCCCAAACACAGCACUGUGGAGCAGCAGCUGCAGUGGAGCUGUGGGUGGAGAGCACCACUAAGGACCCUUCAGACAGCCUGCAGGGAUCUGACCAAUACCUGCCUGCCCAGCUUCCUCUAUCUGAAGCUCCACUCAGCACGACCAUGGACACCGAAGACAGAGGCAGCCCUCUGUACUCCUGCUCUUGUAAUAAUGAGGCUAUCCUGGCCUUGCAGUCAGAGGUCUCUAAGCUGAAGAAGGACCUGGAGGUGGGCUUAGUUCAGCUACCACACCUAACACAAAAAAUGGAUUACCUCACCUCAAAAUACAGACAAGAACGUCAGGAGCGCAAGUCUAAAACCAGGAACCACCAAAAACCAGACAGGUGAGUCUGCUCUUCCAUCAGAGGUGUGAGUAACCUCAGCUCCAGUCAGGCGAGGAUAGAGGACUGGAUCUCAUCAGACAUGGACCCCAGCAAGAGCAAAGGUACAGGCAGCGGUAACACAAGCUGCUCCGAAAUAAUGUCGCAGGCGCUCAACUCACCUGCAGGGAGCGGUAGAGGUGGCGGAGCUGAGAUACAAUACAAACUUCAGGAAACGAUGCAGUCCAACAGAGCAGCCAUCAUGAAGAGUUUUCACUCCAAGGACAGGUGGACUCUUUUCUCCACUCCAUCCCUCCAGAAGCCCCUCCUCCAGGUCAGCUACGGUUCCUCCAGCAGCUUGCCGGCCAGCUAUAAAGUGAGGGAGCCACCGCUGCAGUCCCCCCACAGGAAGCGCUCCACCCAGUCAGACACAGCACUCCUGCCCAGCAACGUGUACUUCCAACGGACGCUGUCUCCAGUGUCCAAGACCGGCAGCAGAACAAGCAGACGCAGCAGGAGCAAGGAGGAAGACAUGAGCAGGACUCUGGAUCAGGCUAUUGAAGUGGCCCGCAGCAUGAAGAGGACCACUGAUCGCAUGGCCAGGAGGCUGUCUGCUGACUUGGUCAAAGCUCAGCUGCACAGAAAACUGCACAACAUGCAGCCACUGGGGGGCAGAAAACACCAGGCUUUAUAACACCC
Messenger RNA from Stegastes partitus (bicolor damselfish), 3794 nucleotides. It is a transcript of the gene aknad1, whose product is annotated as AKNA domain containing 1. The transcript has 20 exons. The record is from RefSeq and is a predicted model, not a curated record. NCBI's taxonomy places the organism in Eukaryota, Metazoa, Chordata, Actinopteri, Pomacentridae.